This is a messenger RNA of Prunus armeniaca (apricot), 2814 nucleotides long. The record is from the annotation of a GenBank genome assembly. NCBI's taxonomy places the organism in Eukaryota, Viridiplantae, Streptophyta, Magnoliopsida, Rosales, Rosaceae.
AUGGCUGAUUAUGAAGGAAAGGCAGUUGCUACUGAUGUCACCUCAGGAUCUAUGAUUUUUGAGCCUGUCAUUGAGGAUGGACUUCCUGUCGGGACCUCUCUCUAUGGAACUGGGGAAGUUAGUGGGCAACUUGAGCGGACGGGGAAAAGAGUUUUUACUUGGAACACGGAUGCAUGGGGUUAUGGUUCUGGAACUACAUCAUUGUACCAGUCACAUCCUUGGGUUCUAGCUGUUCUUCCAACUGGAGAGGCAUUGGGAAUUCUCGCUGAUACAACACGACGCUGUGAGAUUGAUCUGAGGAAAGAAUCGAUGAUACAGUUCAUUGCUCCAUCCUCUUAUCCUGUCAUUACAUUUGGUCCAUUUCCCUCACCCCAGGCUGUUUUAAUAUCUCUAUCUCAUGCAAUUGGGACUGUAUUUAUGCCCCCAAAGUGGUCGUUAGGCUAUCAUCAAUGCCGUUGGAGCUAUGACUCUGAUAAGAAAGUUCAACAGAUUACAGGAACAUUUCGAGAGAAGGGUAUACCUUGUGAUGUCGUAUGGAUGGAUAUUGAUUACAUGGAUGGUUUUCGUUGUUUCACUUUUGACAAGGAGCGUUUUCCAGAUCCGAAAUCUUUGGUGAAGGGUCUAAACCAAAAUGGUUUCAAAGCAAUCUGGAUGCUUGACCCAGGGAUAAAACAGGAAGAUGGUUAUUUUGUCUAUGACAGUGGUUCUAAAAAUGAUGUCUGGAUUUUAAAAGCAGAUGGAAGACCAUUUGUUGGCAAGGUGUGGCCCGGGCCUUGUGUUUUUCCAGACUAUACACAGGCAAAAGUUCGAUCUUGGUGGUCCAAUUUAGUGAAAGAUUUCACUGUAAAUGGUGUUGACGGAAUAUGGAAUGAUAUGAAUGAACCGGCUGUUUUUAAGACUCUCACAAAAACAAUGCCUGAGAGCAAUAUUCAUAAAGGGGAUGAUGAACUUGGAGGUUGUCAAGUUCACUCACACUAUCACAAUGUCUAUGGCAUGCUGAUGGCAAGAUCAACUUUUGAAGGCAUGAAGCUGGGUAGUGAAAAAAAUCGUCCUUUUGUUCUCACCAGAGCUGGAUUUAUUGGUAGCCAAAGGUAUGCUGCAACUUGGACAGGAGAUAAUCUUUCAACCUGGGAGCACCUACAUAUGAGCAUUUCCAUGGUUCUUCAAUUGGGACUUAGUGGUCAGCCACUAUCAGGGCCUGAUAUAGGUGGCUUUGCUGGAAAUGCAACACCCAGGCUCUUUGGAAGGUGGAUGGGUAUAGGUUCUAUGUUUCCCUUUUGUCGUGGGCACUCUGAAAUCGACACCAUUGACCAUGAGCCGUGGUCAUUUGGGAAAGAGUGUGAAGAAGUAUGCCGUUUGGCAUUGAACAGACGCUACCGCCUUAUACCUCAUAUAUACUCUCUCUUCUAUAUGGCUCAUACGAUGGGCACUCCAGUGGCAAGUCCUACUUUUUUUGCUGAUCCCAAAGACCACAGCUUAAGGAAAUUGGAGAAUUCUUUUCUGUUGGGUCCACUUCUAGUCUAUUCCAGCACUUUGCCUGGUCAGGGGAUGGAUACUUUGCAGUGCACAUUGCCCAAAGGAAUUUGGUUGAGUUUUGAUUUUGAGGAUUCACAUCCUGAUUUACCAGCUUUAUAUUUGCAAGGAGGAACAAUUAUUCCUGUGGGUCCUCCUCAUCAGCAUGUUGGUGAAUCUAAUAUAUUUGAUGACUUGACACUUGUUGUUGCUUUGGAUGAACAUGGGAAAGCUAAAGGUGUUCUAUAUGAAGAUGAUGGUGAUGGAUAUGAAUUCAUGAAAGGUGGAUUCUUGUUGACACACUAUGUUGCUGAACUUCAAUCUUCUAUUGUUACUGUCAAAGUUUCAAAAACUGAAGGAUCUUGGAAGAGGCCACAACGUCGCCUGCAUGUGCAAUUAUUGCUUGGUGGAGGUGCAAUGGUUGAUACAUGGGGCAAAGAUGGAGAGGUUCUUCAAAUUUUAAUGCCUUCAGAACAGGAAGUUGUGAAGCUGGUUUCUACCAGUGAGAAGCAGUACAGAUCUCGUUUGGAAAAUGCCAAGGCUAUUCCAGACGUAGAAGUGACUUCUGCACACAAAGGAAUAGAACUCUCAAGGACUCCUGUUGAACUGAAAGGUGGUGAUUGGUUUGUUAAAGUAGUUCCCUGGAUUGGUGGUAGAAUAAUUUCCAUGAUGCACCUUCCUUCAGGGACACAGUGGCUUCACAGUAGGGUUGAGGUUAAUGGGUAUGAAGAGUAUAGUGGUACUGAGUACCGCUCUGCUGGAUGUACUGAGGAAUACAAUGUUACAGAGCGGAAUCUUGAGCAUGCUGGAGAGCAGGAAUGUCUUUUGUUAGAAGGUGAUAUUGGGGGUGGUUUGGUUCUCCAGCGACAGAUAUAUAUUGCAAAGAAUGAUCCCAAGGUUUUCCGAAUCGACUCUAGCAUUAUAGCACGCAAAGUUGGUGCUGGUUCUGGUGGAUUUUCAAGGCUGGUCUGCCUGAGAGUACAUCCAAUGUUCACCCUCUUGCACCCCACAGAAUCAUAUGUAUCAUUUACAGCCAUUGACGGGUCAAAGCAUGAAAUUUGGCCUGAAUCUGAGGAGCAGUUCUAUGAAGGGAAUUUAUUGCCUAAUGGUGAAUGGAUGCUGAUUGAUAAAUGUCUUGGGUUGGGGCUACUGAAUCGGUUUGAUGUUAGCCAGGUUUACAAAUGCCUAAUCCACUGGGGAACCGGUACUGUUAAUUUGGAGCUGUGGUCUGAGGAAAGGCCUGUUUCAAAGCAGUCGCCUCUCAGAGUCGCCCAUGAGUACGAGGUCAUCACAAUCCUGUAA